AUGGAGCCGGGGGCGGAGGAGACUGGAUGGACGCGGGCAGCGGCGGCGGCGGCGGGUGAAACCGCCGGGGCCGAGCUCCCCAUGGAACCUUUGGGAUCCCGGACCCCGGACCUGGAAGAGCCGCAGUGCGAAAGCUUCGAGAACCGCCGGAGCCUGUCCCCGGCCCAAUCCCCGUCCCCGGUUGACAAGAAGCUGCCGCCGUCGCCCCGGCCCGCGCUCCUGCGGGUGCCGCCGCUCAGCCUGGGCUACGGCGCUUUCCGGCGCCAUCCCGGAGCCGCCGCCGGGCCGGAGCCGCCGCCGGGCCCCGCCGAGGCUCCGGGGCCCGAGCUCUUGGGGCCCUGCGCCGCGCCCCCCGAAGAGCCGGGCCCGGGCUCCUGGGCCCCCAUGGAGCUGCAGGUGGACGUGCGCGUCACCCCGGUGGGCGCCGCGCCGGGCAGCCUAGCGCCUUCGCCCGCCCCUUCCAGGCGCUUCCUCACCGUGCCGGUGCCCGAGUCUCCGGGCUUCGCCCGCCACGCCGCGCCCGCCUUCCCGCUCCCGCUCCUGUCGCCCAGUCCUUCCCCGGGGAGCACUUGGGGCAGCCGGGGCUCCCCGCUGAUCGCGGCCCGGGCGGAAAGCAGCUGCGACGCGGACGGCUGCGCCGGCCCCGCCGAGGGGCGCGCGGAGGUCCCCGGCUCCCCGUCGUGGCGCUGCCGCUGCAAAGAGCUGGGGCUGGAGAAGGAGGAGUCGGAAAUGCCGCUCCGGGCCGAGGCGGACGGCGCCCUGCAGCUGCCCCGGGCCGUCAAGCUCGUAGGACUGCCCAUGUACCUGAAGUCUCUGCAGUGGGCCCUGGCCAUCAUGACGGUGCUCGUGGCCAUGUCUGCUGUGUCCAUCAUUGCCUUGGUCUCCAGAGCAGGGGCUCGCUGCCGCUUGUGCCCCCCAGGAUGGAUGUGGUCCGAGGAGCUCUGCUUCUACCUCUCCCCCGAGGCACAGGCCUGGGAGGCCAGCCAGGCCUUCUGCCUCGCCCACCAUGCCAGCCUACCCUUACUGAGCCAUACCCAGGACUUACUGGCAAGAUUCCCGGUCACUGUGAAUUCCUGGGUAGGAGCCCGGCGAGGCCCUGAGGGCUGGCACUGGAUUGACGAGGAUCCUCUGCCAUCCCAACUACUCCCUGCAGAAGACCAGGACCAGUUGGAUCUCCAGUGUGGGGUCCUGCGGGCCGGAAGGCUUGAAGCCUUGAACUGUGCCUUGCCCCAAGCCUGGGUCUGUGUCAGAGGCACCAAGUGA
Molecule: messenger RNA, 1263 nt
Organism: Suncus etruscus (white-toothed pygmy shrew)
Lineage: Eukaryota; Metazoa; Chordata; Mammalia; Eulipotyphla; Soricidae
Gene: KLRG2
Product: killer cell lectin like receptor G2
Exons: 5
Coding region: 1-1263 (420 amino acids)
Source: RefSeq, a predicted model, not a curated record